Molecule: messenger RNA, 561 nt
Organism: Ctenocephalides felis (cat flea)
Lineage: Eukaryota; Metazoa; Arthropoda; Insecta; Siphonaptera; Pulicidae
Product: twist-related protein 1-like
Exons: 2
Coding region: 1-561 (186 amino acids)
Biological process (GO): regulation of transcription by RNA polymerase II
Molecular function (GO): DNA-binding transcription factor activity, RNA polymerase II-specific; RNA polymerase II cis-regulatory region sequence-specific DNA binding; protein dimerization activity
Source: RefSeq, a predicted model, not a curated record
AUGGUGUAUGCAUCGUAUGCCAACACGAUAAACCACCAAUUCGCCAGAGGCAAUCAUCAUAAUAUUCCACACCAAAAUCCAACUAAUAAUCACAUAUCAUAUGAUAGUCACAAACACGAUGUUAGUAGCCAAAGCUUUACACCAAUUUUGCCCCAAGUUGGUUUUCUAGGCGCGCAAUCGACGGUCAUCAGCAAUUCUACCGGCUGCACUGAGACGAGCCUAGCAACGAAUAUUCCAAUUGAGAACAGUCCUUCAACCUCAAAAAAUGGUCUAUCCGAUUCUCCUAUUUCCAACGCAUCUUCAAACCAUUCCAACACAUCGAAUUCGAAUAAUGGAAAUCUGUCGAGAGAAGAACGGCGAAGGCGCAGGCGGGCCACAGCCAAAUAUCGCACUGCCCACGCCACCCGAGAACGCGUGCGCGUAGAAGCUUUCAACGUCGCUUUCGCAGAACUUAGGAAACUCUUGCCCACUCUGCCACCAGAUAAGAAGCUUUCAAAAAUUGAAAUAUUGAAACUUGCUAUAUGCUAUAUUGCUUACUUAAAUCACGUUUUGGAAGCAUAA